CUUUGUGGGGCAGCCCGAAACAGGAAUUUUCGAGUGUUUUGACACUGCCCGAAGUGCCCGAUACUUGGCUGAGAAAUUACGAGCAUUCGGUCUCCAGUACCUGUGUUCCCUUCUCUCUCUCUCUUUCUCACUGACCUCUGAUAUUUCUAUAUUUUGGUGCUCCGCGUUUCAACGAUCAGGAUCCAACGGUCCAAAAUGUACGGGGCUUCUUCUGCUUGUUUUCCGAGGUUUUAGAGCUCCAAACCUUCAGAUCCAGGUUAUUGGUCUCUAGAUCUUCCUUCCUGGAUAACAUUUUCUUGUUCGAGGAGGCACUUUUGUUUGUCGUACGAAAUGGAAACCAAACAGAGUUCGGUGACGGUUACGCUCAGUCACAGCGCGUUGACGUGUGCCGUGGAAGCGCUAGCGACUUUGCUAGCCUCCGCUGUCGUCAAAGCCACACUUUUAGCUCCGGAUCUCUAUCGGCUGUUAUUAAUCAACGCGCCUACAACCAAAGGAGAGAGGGAAGACAAGCAACUUGAUGCUGAGGGAGAAGACGGUAACGAAGAUGAAGGCGAGGAUGAUGAUGAUGGAGAUGCUGGAUUUGGAGAGGGUGAAGAGGACUUGUCGUCUGAAGAUGAAGCUGGAUAUGGCAACAACUCCAACAAUAAGAGCAACUCUAAGAAGGCACCCGAAGGUGGUGCCGGUGGGGCAGAGGAAAAUGGAGAAGAGGGAGAGGACGAAGAUGGUGAGGACCAAGAUGAUGACGAGGAUGACGACGACGAGGACGACGAUGAAGAGGAGGAAGGUGGUGAAGAGGAGGAGGAGGAAGGUGCCGAGGACGACGAAGGUGAAGAAGAAGAGGAGGAGGAAGACGAGGAAGCUUUGCAACCCCCAAAGAAAAGAAAGAAGUGAAUUUAGCAUAGUGGAAGCCUCCUGUUUGUAUUGUUGUGUACGAACUUGCCUCUAACUUGCAUGUUUUUACUUUUUUUGGGAACUAAACUUCCAUGUUAUUAUUUAGUUUAUAAGGAGGCUUAUGUAGGACAUGCUUUAAUUCAUAUCUGUGUUUACCAUUGCGUAAUUAGAAUGCUACAUUAUUGAGCAGGCAAUGUUAAAUUUAAAAGAGAAGAAAUUUUAUGGUCUUAGAUUU
Abrus precatorius (Indian licorice) is the source of this 1126-nucleotide messenger RNA. RefSeq names its product nucleolin. Bases 331 to 891 code for a protein of 186 amino acids. The transcript has 3 exons. The record is from RefSeq and is a predicted model, not a curated record. Lineage: Eukaryota; Viridiplantae; Streptophyta; Magnoliopsida; Fabales; Fabaceae.